AUGCUUAAAACCAACGCUAAUAAAUUGAAGAAGAUUCAUGUUAGGUCAAAUCUUCGCCAGUUUCUGGAUUGUGUCCGAAGUGGCGAUGUAGAAAAAGUUAGCAAGUGGUUGAAUAAGGGUUUGGAUCCCAACUUUCAAUGGAAAGACACUGGAGACACGCCACUGAUUACGGCAAUAAAGCUUGAAAAGCCCAGGGAGAUGAUUAUGGCUUUGGUGGCUGGUGGGGCUCAUUUGGAUUAUAGAUCAACGGACACCAUGACACCACUGCAUCGUGCUGCAGCGAUUGGGAAUUAUGAAGCCAUAAAGGUGUUUUUGGAUUUGGGACAAUCUCCUAACACCAGGGAUCAAUACCAUCUCACUCCCUUGUACUACGCGGUCUUAAAUGAUACCAUUGCCCUGUGCACCGAACGACUGUUAUACGAUCAUGCCAUUUUGGGAACUGCGGAUGAAGCUGGUUUGCAAGAAAUACACCAGGCGUGUCGUUUCGGGCGGGUGCAACAUUUAGAGACCCUCAUCUUCUAUGGCGCUGACAUCAAUAGCCAAACUUCGAAAAACGGUCAUGCAUUGCUUCUGACAAAUCUUGUCGAUCAAAGCCUUCUGCAUGUAGCUGACGUUCUUUAUGUUCUGCCAAUCUCCGGGUGA
Dicrocoelium dendriticum is the source of this 642-nucleotide messenger RNA. NCBI's taxonomy places the organism in Eukaryota, Metazoa, Platyhelminthes, Trematoda, Plagiorchiida, Dicrocoeliidae. The record is from the annotation of a GenBank genome assembly.